Messenger RNA from Nicotiana attenuata, 591 nucleotides. RefSeq lists its product as uncharacterized. The transcript has a single exon. Lineage: Eukaryota; Viridiplantae; Streptophyta; Magnoliopsida; Solanales; Solanaceae. The record is from RefSeq and is a predicted model, not a curated record. Bases 1 to 591 code for a protein of 196 amino acids.
AUGAAUGGUUUCGACAAAUCACUCGGGGGCAGAGAAACCCCAAGACUAUCAGAAUAUAACUUCAACCUGGAUGCAGCGAGUAUAGUGUCGGCCAUCGGCCCUAUCAAGGAGACCAAAUGGCCAACGCCACUCCAGUCCGAUCCCGCACAGAGGGAUCGCAACUUGAUAUUCAAAUGUCAAGGUACUCAUGGUCACAGGACCGAGGAUUGUCGACUGCUAAGGGAAGAAGUGGCUCGUCUAUUCAACAAUUGGCAUCUUCGGGAAUUCCUAAGUGAGCGAGCCAAAAAUCAUUUCAAAAAUAGGGACGCCAACAAACAAAUUGAGCAGGAUGAACCUCAACAUGUGAUCAACAUGAUCAUUGGGGGAGUCGAUGUCCCACAAGGGCCAAUGGUAAAGCGCACCAAAGUUUCUAUUACAAGGGGAAAAUGCAUUCGGGACUAUGUUUUGGAGGGGUCCAUCUCGUUCAGCGACGAGGACGACGAGGGCAUUAUUCAGCCUCACAAUAAUGCACUGGUAAUAUUCGUACUUAUUAAUAAAUCUCGAGUUAAGCGUGUGUUAACUGAUCCAAGCAGCUCAGCCAACAUCAUCUAA